UAGCAAAGCGCUCAUACGUACGUACUUGACUCAGUCCAUCAUGCUGAGUUUCAGUGUGUCUCUCCUGCUAGCCUGUCUUCUGGCUGUUUGUCCAGUCCAGCGGUCCUGGGGAGCCAUUAUUGAAGUGCCGAAGUUUCACGACAAUCCCGUCAGCUUCGCCUUCGAUCAUCACCCCUCAUCUAGCGCUGGAGCCGAGCCUUCUCCCCGGGAGUGGAGAAGGCAGGCGGGUCAACAACCGCACAUAGACGGGACGCAUCAGUUCAACGACGGCUAUCAGUACGGCACAAUCUACUAUGCUGGAGGCAGCAGUCAAGUGAUUGUUGUGCUCAGUUAUGAUGAGGAUAAUGGAAUAUCAUAUCGCUCCAACCUGUACAGGUCAACUAACUAUGGCAGUACCUUCACUAACAUCAAUGGACAAGUGGGCAGUGCCACUCUCUUUCAGUACUUCUACUGGAGUGGAGAUACCUUGAUAUUUGUCCAUUCUACUGAGUCCAAACUAUCCUACUCCAACGACCAAGGAGCAACAUUUACUACAGUAGAUCUCGACCCUCCGACCCUCGUUACUACAACUGUUGUCUACCAUCCUACUAGAGAUGGCUGGAUGCUAAUGAGAGAUUCAACUAGAAACACACUGUACUUGAUAGAGGACUAUGGCAAGAUACUGAAAGAAGUCCAAGAAAACGUUCACUUCUACCAGUGGGGUGAUGCAGCCUGGGAUGAUGAUGAUAGGAGGGUCUAUUUCACAACCAUGGACCCUAAUCCAAAUUCUGACAUUGAGGAUGAAACAGUCAACCUCUUCGUAUCUGACUACCCGUACACCGGGGGAUCUAGCGAGUUUGAUAAAAACCUCGGAGACCACGAUGGGUUCUUGUUGGUCGGUCGCUACAUAUUUGCUCAGCGGACAGACGACGGGGUCAUUGGUCUGCAUGCGAGCGACAGACGCAAGCCGUUUAAGAGGGCCAUGAUACCAGUACCUGAUGAACAUCGCAACUACCUAGUGAUCCGUAUCAACGACGUGCAAGCUCUAGUGAUAGUGGAGCACGCGGGAGGUUUCUACAAUCUCUACCUGUCAGAUGAGUCCGGAGUCUACUACAGUCUCUCUCUACGAGACCUUGUCAUUGACAGCGACUACAACAUUGAUCUGGAGCUGAUUGAGGGUCUCAAUGGGACACUGGUAGCCAACCAGUACACGAGAGAAGACACGUCAGACCUGGCCUCUUCCAUUAGAACGGUCAUCUCACUGGACAAUGGCGGAUUCUGGGAGGGCUUACUGCCUCCUGACGAGGACGUAAAUGGCGACACAAUAAACUGUGAGCCUCCAAACUGCUCCCUCCACCUCCACAUGGACUCCACCAACUACGCCAGAUUGGGAGUCUACUCCACCGAGUCUGCCCCUGGGAUUAUCGUGGCUCAUGGUACCAUUGGUAUUGAACUGAGUAUCAACCCAGAUCUAUUCAUCUCUCGUGACGGCGGCGUUACGUGGGAGCAGACGCUCGCCAGGAGCUGGGGGGUUAACCUGGCAGAUCACGGAGGGUUAAUGGUGGCAGCCAAAGACUACCACCAGGAACCGUCCAUGGUCCUCAAGUACAGCUGCAACGAGGGCUACAGCUGGAGGGAUUUCACCUUCAGCUCUACUGAUAUCACGAUCUAUGGUGUGGUCACAGAGCCAGGCCAGCACACUACCAUCAUGAGUUUCUACGGAGGCUCGUUGGACAAUUUCAAAUGGACCAUCAUUACCGUGGAUUUUACUAACAUCUUCUCCCGCCAGUGUGACGACCAAGACUACUAUGACUGGAGACCUUGGGACGAGAGAACAGAGAGUCAGUGUCUUUUGGGGAGCUCCAUCACGAUCGAGAGACGAAAGCCUCAGAUCUGUUGUCUCAACGGACGAGACUACGACCGGGAGUUUGACUACCGCAUCUGUGACUGUGCCAGUGAGGACUACGAGUGGCCCCCUGCAGCGGUUGGCUCAUCUGCUACCCCCGGG
Molecule: messenger RNA, 1987 nt
Organism: Geodia barretti
Lineage: Eukaryota; Metazoa; Porifera; Demospongiae; Tetractinellida; Geodiidae
Source: the annotation of a GenBank genome assembly